UUCAUCCAGGGGUGGACUGACAACUCAUGGGGCCCCCGGGCAAUAGGGGAUCAUGGAGCCCCUGUGUCCUUGCCCAAACUCAAAAAAGCCUAUGAAAAAGGUACCAGGGUCAUCUCAUGGGGCCCCUAUUGACCCCAGGCCCUCGGGCAGUGCCCGAGUUUCCAAAUGGUCAGUCUGCCCCUGGGUUCAUCAACAAAUCAGAAAGAUGGAAAGAAAGGGAAGGUAGUGUAGCCACGUGACCAUGGAAAAAAGGUAUGUACAGUAAAUGUCUUGUUUAAAAAAAAAAAAAAAGAGAAAUUUUAUUUUAUAUGUAUAUAUGGCU
Staurois parvus is the source of this 322-nucleotide messenger RNA. Lineage: Eukaryota; Metazoa; Chordata; Amphibia; Anura; Ranidae. The record is from the annotation of a GenBank genome assembly.